AGACAGAUUUAACAAUCAUAUUUUCUUCUUGACAGGUAACAACUAUUACUGCUGGAUUACCAAUCCUAUUGCGAUGGUUAUUUUCUUUGUCAUUCCUGUUGUCGUAAUGUUGCUCUUUAAUAUUAUCUCACUUGUGAGGGUUUUGGUGGCUGUACGGCGAGUCAGAAAGGUGACGAAAAAGGUUCGAGAUAAAUCAACGACAGGUCAAGACGCUCGAAUGUGUUGGAAACUGACCGCAGUAUUUGGUCUGACCUGGAUAUUGUGCCUCGCAGCAGAGCAUCAUAUUGCGUUGAGGAUAGUUUACAUCAUCUUUAAUUCCUUACAAGGUGUGUUCAUAAUGGUUGGAUUCAUCAUGACAAAGAGAGUUCUGAAUAUGUACUUGAAGAAGGCAGGCAGAGAGCCGCUGACUACAACCACAGCGUCGACUCAGAAAUCUACCAUAUCUCGAUCCGAGGUGACCCGGCAAACGAGCCUAGCUCCGCUGGUAGAUCGGAAAUCUUCGCAGAAAUCGCACUCGCCGAGGUGUAAGGAGAAAAAUGUAAAAGUUACGACGAACGAGGACUCCCCCGAAGCUCAGCUUAUCUCAAGUAUGGAAGGACAAGAGACCAAAGUUUAAAUUAGACACUAUAAAUUAUAUAUGUCGAAUAUAAUGAUACAAGAUAUAGAUAAUAGUUUGUUAAAAACAGACAGAAAAAAUGAAUAUAGUUGCAAUUAAUGGUUGCUGUUCAGCCAUGAGAUGUAUUGCAACAGAUCUCAACACAGCUGGCGUCAAAGACUUAAUCUCUCUGUGGUUUACUUAAUCAUUUGGGAUCAAUUGCUGUCAGUCUUUGCCUCGCUUAUAGUGUUUACGCGAUAAAUAAUAAAGAAAUAUGUUUGUGCUUGUAUAAAUAGUAAAUUUAGGAUAGUCGGUUUUCGACCGUCCAUAACAUACAAUGUGAAUAAUGUAUAUCAUUAAAUACAUAGAUUUUGA
This is a messenger RNA of Dendronephthya gigantea, 970 nucleotides long. Its product is annotated as adhesion G-protein coupled receptor G2-like. The record is from RefSeq and is a predicted model, not a curated record. The coding region runs from base 74 to 616 and encodes 180 amino acids. Gene Ontology annotation, cellular component: membrane. The transcript has 3 exons. Gene Ontology annotation, molecular function: G protein-coupled receptor activity. NCBI's taxonomy places the organism in Eukaryota, Metazoa, Cnidaria, Anthozoa, Malacalcyonacea, Nephtheidae. Gene Ontology annotation, biological process: G protein-coupled receptor signaling pathway.